UGGAAUCGAGUCGCCCUCGAGAUUCGGUAGAGAAGACCCGAAGCAUCUGGACAAGUUGUCCCGUGAACCCCGUGAAGCCAAGGAUUCUAUCGCGUUCCAACUUAGUGCCUCAGAAAACAUCCUGAAGGAUAAGAAGUUAUCUCAGUUUUAUUCGUAAAAAGUGAGAAUACAGUGAAAGAUGUUGGGAGAACCGUCAGCACCGAUGGCUUUUUCGUGGAGUGCUGCUUCGGCGGCGGCGAUCAGCAACUUGACCGUGGUCGAUAGGGUUCCAGCGGAGAUGUUACACUUGGUCGAUGCCCACUGGUAUCAAUUUCCACCGUUGAAUCCGCUGUGGUACUCAAUCCUUGGGUUUGCCAUUUUUGUGCUUGCAUGUGUUUCGAUUUGCGGUAACGGAAUGGUUAUGUACAUCUUUAUAACCACCAAAUCGCUACGCAGUCCGUCGAACAUGUUCGUGAUCAACUUGGCAUUCUCCGAUUUCCUGAUGAUGUUCACAAUGGCGCCACCGAUGGUGAUCAACUCCUAUAACGAAACCUGGAGCUUUGGACCAAUGGCUUGUCAGGUCUACGCAUUGCUGGGAUCAUUGUUCGGUUGUGUCUCAAUCUGGAGUAUGACCAUGAUUGCCUACGAUCGUUACGUCGUGAUCGUGAAAGGUCUCUCAGCUAAACCAAUGACUUUCAACGGAUCGCUCGUGAAGAUUAUGCUCGUGUGGCUCAACUCGCUCUUCUGGACUUUGGCUCCUAUGUUCGGUUGGAGCCGAUACGUACCAGAGGGCAACAUGACCGCCUGUGGAACGGAUUAUCUUUCCCAAGAUAUGGUCAGCGUUUCCUACAUCAUCGCGUAUUCAUUCUUUGUGUACUGGCUCCCACUGUUGAUGAUCAUCUACUCCUAUACAUUCAUCCUGAAGGUCGUUGCCGAGCACGAGAAGAACAUGCGAGAGCAGGCUAAGAAAAUGAACGUUGCCUCACUCAGAUCUUCGGAUGCCGCAAAGCAGAGCGCUGAAAUCAAGCUGGCCAAGGUCGCCCUCGUUACUAUCUCGCUGUGGUUCAUGGCAUGGACUCCGUAUUUAGUCAUCAACUAUGCCGGCAUCUUCCAGACCGCUCCGAUCAGCCCAUUGGCCACCAUCUGGGGAUCGCUGUUCGCGAAGGCCAAUGCCGUGUACAAUCCAAUCAUCUAUGGCAUCAGUCAUCCGAAGUACCGUGCUGCCCUGUACAAGAGAUUCCCAUCGUUGUCGUGCACGCCGGAAGUCGUAGGCGAUGAUCAGUCGGUCGCCUCUGGAGGUACGGUUGCAUCCGACACUACGAACAAUGCUUAAGUCAUCCUCGAAUUAGUUUUCAUCAGUCAAACAACAAGACUUUGCGCGUUAACCACUUGACAUGUAUGUUAUAAGCUCAUUUUUUUUUAGUUGUUAGUUUAGUGCCAUGGAAGAGACCUAAUGAGAGUUAAUGUCUCUUGUUCCUGUUUCCUGUAACACUGACAGAUGAUCUCCCGGGAAAAGACUUAUGCACUGAGGUAGCAGCAGGCAUAGAUUGUAGUAAUAAACAUAGAUAUUUACUAACAAU
This is a messenger RNA of Ochlerotatus camptorhynchus, 1559 nucleotides long. RefSeq names its product rhodopsin-like. Gene Ontology annotation, biological process: G protein-coupled receptor signaling pathway; cellular response to light stimulus; phototransduction. The record is from RefSeq and is a predicted model, not a curated record. NCBI's taxonomy places the organism in Eukaryota, Metazoa, Arthropoda, Insecta, Diptera, Culicidae. The coding region runs from base 179 to 1312 and encodes 377 amino acids. Gene Ontology annotation, cellular component: plasma membrane. The transcript is spliced from 2 exons. Gene Ontology annotation, molecular function: G protein-coupled photoreceptor activity.